Messenger RNA from Trichoderma atroviride IMI 206040, 666 nucleotides. RefSeq lists its product as uncharacterized. Gene Ontology annotation, molecular function: acyltransferase activity, transferring groups other than amino-acyl groups. The record is from RefSeq and is a predicted model, not a curated record. Lineage: Eukaryota; Fungi; Ascomycota; Sordariomycetes; Hypocreales; Hypocreaceae.
AUGGCGUUUAUUCGGCCGUAUAAGCCCUCUGACUUUGAGGGCAUGUCUCACAUUUGCCGUGAAACCCUCAAUCCCGCCCUUUUACCGUCCAUACCCGGCCGCCGCCUGGCCCCGUACGUCUGGACUCACCAAUACACGCACCUCUCUCCUGCGACGUGCUUCGUGGUCGACGACGGCUCCGGCCGGCCUGUGGGCUACUGCAUCGGAUGUCCCGACAUCGCCGCAUUUGUGGCCGCGUACGACUCUUACACCACGCAGGUACUCGAUCCCUCGCCCGAGGUGACGCGCCCAGACGACUUGGAGCUGAAGGAGCCGCUGUUUCUGCCGGACGGGAGCGUCAACGCGGUGGUUUUGUCGCGGCUGGCGUAUAAUCCGCAUCUGUUGCUGGUGGAUGGCAAUGCUGAUCUGUUGGCGGAGUACAAGGCGACGAUGCACAUCGAUCUGCUGGAUGAGUAUCAGGGCCAGGGAUGGGGCAAGCAGCUCAUCUCUCGGUUCGUGGAGAGUAUCAGGGACGUUCCGCAGCGGGAUGGCGGCGUGAGUAAGGGCAUCUGGAUCGGCGUGGCGGGGGAUAAUGGCAAGGUGGUGCCGUUUUAUGAGAAGCAGGGCUUUAAGAUUAAGCAGAGGCCUGUGGAGAGUAAGACGUAUUUUAUGGUGAGGGAGUUUUGA